Messenger RNA from Polyodon spathula (Mississippi paddlefish), 3707 nucleotides. RefSeq lists its product as uncharacterized. The coding region runs from base 119 to 781 and encodes 220 amino acids. The transcript is spliced from 6 exons. The record is from RefSeq and is a predicted model, not a curated record. NCBI's taxonomy places the organism in Eukaryota, Metazoa, Chordata, Actinopteri, Acipenseriformes, Polyodontidae.
UUCGAUUUGGAGAAAAACAAAAAUACAGGAGAAGUAUUUGUGCGUUUUCUUACGCUAUACAGAAUUAUUGUUUUUGUAUCUGCUUUCCUAGGCAAACGCGGGGAAUAGCAGACUUAGGAUGGAGAAAAUUCCGAAUUUCCCUGAAGAUUAUGAGAUUUCUGAUCUAAACAACCAAGAGCUACAGGACUUUGUGAAGAAGCUGACUGCUAUGGUGAACGAAGCAAAAGAAAACCUGAAGUCUGUCAAGGGUGAAGUAUGGAGUCUUGAGUCUGAUAUUCAUAAAAGCAUUGCAGAUCGGGAGAAGCUGUUACCCCUGGUUGCUCAGACGAUUGGGCUGCAAGAAGCUUUGUGUGAGCUAGAGAAGACGAGGGCACAGCACAAGACAGUCUCACGUGAGCUGGAGGGGGACUCAUCACAGUGCAGCUCACAGGAGGCUAGUCAGCAGAGGGUCCUGGUCAUGGAGGAGGAGAUGCAGAGGGAGCUGGCAUUGCUGGAGGAGAGGGAGGCUUCUUUGGCCAAGAACAAGGAGAAUAUUGAUCGGCUCAUCACAAAGACGAAGAGGGAGCUUACUGAGGCACAGACACAGUAUCGGGCAGUGGAGACAGAGCUGCUGCAGUUAAAAAGGGCUGCCUCUGAGACAGGUUUCUGCCAGUCAGUGCAGGAGAAGGAGGAUCAGCUGCUGGAUGAAUUUGUGGUUCGUCGGGGGAUCCUGCAGGAGCUGAGGCAAGCUGCAAGCAAACCACUGGAUGUCGGGUCUAACAAAUUACAAGCACGGCCGUAAGAACUGGGAAUGAAAAAUGCAACUUCUUGUUCUAGCAGGAAUCUAGUAGAUAUAGAGAGCACCUUUUCCGCAACUUCCAGUAUUCCACUCUGCUAGGAGCGAGUUUAAUGUGAAAGGGGAAAUUUUCCAAAUAUUUGAGCCAUGUAAAGCAAUGAUGUCAAAACAGUUUUGAUUUGCUUCUUAAAACCAAGUUGCUUUAGUAGUUGCCAGAAAGUGUUGCAUAAAUAUUAUUUUUUUGUAUGGAUUUGUAUACAGAAAAUAAAAGGUAACAGCUGCUGCCAUAAUCUAUAUGUACAGUAUGUAUUUUUUAUUAUAUGUCCAUGCAGUUUCCAAGUUUGGUCAGGCAAUUAUGAAAAUAUACCCCAGGCAAUCAUUCUUUUACUGUACAAUACCUAGACAUAACGGAGGCAUUUGUACAUAGGCUUUAAAAUGUAUUUUGUAAUGAAAUAACUAACAUAAAUGAAACAAACCAGUUAUUUUUAUAUGCAUAAUAAUCAUUGCAUGAAGUGUAAUGAAAUUUAUUUUUGUACAAAAUGUGCAAUUUACAGAACUUUAAUCUCUAUAAAGAACAGAAUAUGUUCAGAGACAUUAAUUUUGAUAUUCAUGCACUUGAAUUAUGAAGACAGUUAAGUGUCAGAUCAGAGUACAUGUAUACUAAUAAUGUGUCCAUGACUGGAGGUGGAGGGACACUGGCAUGCAGUUUUAUGGGCAAAUGGUUUCUUUCCCUCUCUGGUGCUUGGAAGGUGGAAAUCUUCCACUGCUUGAACUCCAUUCUGAAGCCAUUCUGGAAAUGAUUACUGUUGAAAAGAAAAUGUAUCACACACCUGGUCACGUCCCUAGCUAAUUCAGAACCAUACUGGACAUGACGAGACCUUCUUUAAGUUCAGCAGUGGACCGCACUGCAUCCUUAAAAGGCUAAUAUGUGUUGUAAAAAGCAUGGUGGUGGCAAGUUAGUUGCUUUUUUAGGAUUGGUAGGUGCCUAAUUUUAAAAAAAGAAAUAAAAUAUGUAUUUUAAACCUACAUGAAAAUGUAUUGAAUGUUGACAUUUCUCAUGCACUGAAAAUCUCUUUCACUUUGUUUCUCUUUGAAAGUGCAGAUUUUUUGAACAUAAAGGGAUUGUGUAGUGUUGUUUAUACUGACAAGUGAGCCACAUUAAACCAGAAAUUCACACUGCAAACAGGGAGAUGCACAUGAUCAAAGAAUGUGCUAUUAACAGAACCUUGCAGAGCUAUCAGUCUGGGUGCCCCUAUUCUCUCAUGUCAGUCUGUGCUAUCACAUGAUUUCAUCAGAUCUGUCCGAUAUCUGUUGAAGGAGUCAUAAAAUAACUGCUAAGGUUUGUCUCAACAGACACGGCUGUUCAGAUUGUUUCAAAAUCCAAACCAUGAUUCACUCUCAGAUAAUCCGGUGCACAGCGUGUGAAGGAGUUACAGCUAAACUGCUGGGAACUGCUUGCCCAACACCUUGCAAUCUAGCUUUAGUUUUGAGAAUAAACAGAUUUCUCUGAGUGCUGAAAACCUUGUGUGACCAGAUGAUCACAUGGAUUUGCUUAUGAAAAUAUUUUUUUUAUAAAUUCAAAAAAAAAAAAAAAAAAGUUAUAAUGAAUACAAAUCCCCCCCCCAAAAAAAUCACUGAUCCUCCUAUUCAAAAUUUUCCAUAUUAUUAUGAACUGGUUUUCACCAUCCUUUACAUUUCACUGAGUCAAUCAACUUCCAUCCUCACAUGCAUUAAUAAGACAGUGGUUUUUGGCUGACAUUGCUGCCUAACAUCCACACUAUAAGAUUUAGUUGCUUUACACUGUUUACCAACAGAACUGGCAGUUUGUUGCUGUUGUUUUAAAAAUAAAAUGCCAUUUUUUUAAAUUUUUUUUUACAAUAAUCAGUUAGGGCUGAGUUGGAACAAAGCUAGUUUUGUUCUUUGACAUUUUCAUAGCACAGUCUGUUUAGUUGUUAAAUUGUGGGGGCUAAACAUUUUUUAUUAACUAUUGCUAUACAUGUACAAUAUACACUUUAUAUAACAUGUUAUAUGGUUGCUAGAAACAGCCAUUCAUUUGUGAGCUUAUGCUACAUGAUGCAAUUCUUGCAUACAGAAAUAUACAGUACAUGUUCAAUAACCUUCAUACACACAAACAAAGAAUCAAAACACAUUGUUUACUCCAGUGCAUCUCCUCAAAGUCAGAUGAGUGCACAAGACCCCACAGCAUUAGUCACAGUUUCACAUACCUAGAAGCACACACACUGGACGUGACAACUAGCCAGCCGAAGAAUAAUUUUGGGAUUAACCACAGGAAAAAUAAGCUAUGUCACUGCUCAUGUGAAGUUAUUGGGCAUGGUAAGGUACGCUUAAAAUGUUUAACAAUUCUAUAUUUCCAAGGUUAGCACUAAUCUUGGACUACUUAUGCUACCUUUGGUAAAAUAGUAUGUGAAAACACCCCUAAAUUGGAUUUUAAAAUAAAUGUAAAACUUAAUCUCAUUCAACAACAUAUGUAUUCAGUUAAAAAAAAGUUGCACAACGGAACAAACACCCUCCCAAAAUAACCUCAUUGCUGGUAACCAUUGGCACAAUUUCAUCAGUAUCAGUUUAAAUUCAUUGUAUAAACCUUUUACAAAAGAAAAAAAAGUUACAUAUUUUACUAAUCUUUUUGAAGCGUUUCUAUCUUUCUUAAAGAUUGUAUCCGGAGUCCAAUUUAAUAAACCAGGCCGAACAUUGCUAAAUUCAGCCUGUUUCUAUGAAAAAAGAAAAGAAAAUCUAUUUUUAAGUCAUGUAAGACAAGCUGAAUGGAUUCCUGCAAAAUCAUUGAAAUAUAGUUUUUUCUAUGGUAUUGGUUAUUUGCACUACUCUAUUCGGGCCAGUGUGUGAUCGUCCUUUAGCAUUCAUGACUCGAGCCAGAUUCAUGCCCUCAUUAAACAUAACCUCACCCCACACCAAG